AUGGCACAGACCGAGGACUCCCAACCCAAUACUACCGACGAGAAGAGUCGAUAUGAACACCAUGAAAACGACGAUCAAGGCCACAGCAGCCGACGAGAAUCUCUUAGAAAGAGCCUUGACAAAUCUAAUCUGGUCAUGGGCCUCGACCUCGGCACCGAGAUUCAGGUGUCGUACGAAGAAAUGAAUCACAAUUCCAUCGACGACAUUGCCAGCAGUUGGUUUGUCUGGCUGGUGGCGGCGACGGCGUCCAUUGCUGGGUCGCUCUUUGGUUAUGACACGGGGAUUAUCUCGGCCGUGCUGGUCUAUCUCCAUGAUGAUCUGAAUGGGAGACAGACUACUUCAAGUGAGAAAGAGCUGAUCACUUCGCUGUGCUCCGGGGGUGCCUUUAUUGGCGCCAUCAUCGCCGGCUUGACAGCCGAUAAGUACGGUCGCAAGGUUGCCAUUUAUGUCGGCUGUGUCCUAUUCGUGAUCGGUGCUGUUUUGCAAGCCGCUGCCUACACGAUCGCUCAGAUGUCCGUCGGGCGUCUGGUCGUGGGCCUUGGCGUGGGCUCUGCUGCGAUGGUGGUCCCCAUGUACGUCGCAGAAAUCGCACCGACCAAAGUCCGUGGACGACUGAUCGGCCUAAACAAUAUGUCCAUUACCGGCGGACAAGUCAUUUCUUAUGGGAUCGGUGCCGCCUUCGCUCAUGUCCCUCAUGGCUGGAGAUACAUGGUCGGUCUUGGUGGGCUUCCAGCGGUCAUUCUAGCAUGCCUGCUCCCCUUCUGCCCUGAAUCGCCACGCCAAUUGAUCUACCAUGGCAAACUCCAGGAGGCCGAGAAAGUCCUGACCAAAAUCUAUCAAGGCGCCACUGAAGAGCAAGUCCGAGCCAAAUGCACAUUGAUCGUUGCUGCUUGCAACGAAUCCAAGGAACUCCACGAGGAUCGGUCGCGCUGGGCCAAGAUCAAACAACUCCAUACGAAUCCGGCUUACUUCCGUGCGCUUGUCUGCGCCUGCGGACUGAUGGUUAUAUCUCAGAUGAGCGGCUUUAACACCCUCAUGUACUAUUCGGCCACUCUAUUCGCGCUGGUGGGCUUCGAUGAUCCCGUGGCCGUCGGGCUCGUGGUCGCAGGCACCAACUUCGUCAUGACGUGGGUGAACAUGAUGAUUGUGGAUCCUGUGGGCCGUCGCCGAGUCCUGAUCUCGACAGUUUGGGGUAUGUCGGCUGGUUUGAUGGCGGUGGCGGUGGCCUUCAGCUUCAUCCCAGUGGACCUUGACACUCUAGAUCUGGAGACUAAACGGGUGACCACUCCAGCCAUCGUGGUCCUUGUCUUCAUCAUUUGGUUUGUCUGCUUCUACGGGGUUUCGGUCGGUAACACCGCGUGGAUGAGUACCGACUUCUUCCCCAUGGAAGUUCGCGCCAUGGGUACCAUGUGGUUGACAUGUUCAUGUUGGGGCUCCAACAUCAUCGUGAGUUCUACAUUUUUGUCCAUGAUGAAGGCCAUGACACCCAGCGGCGCCUUCGGGUUUUAUACCGCCAUCUGCGGCAUUGGUUGGGUUUUGAUCAUUUUCUUUUAUCCCGAAGUUUCCGGACUGACGCUCGAGGAGAUUGGAGAAGUCUUUAAGCACGGCUUCGGGGUGAAAUAUGCCCGACAACUGCGGAAAGACAAGAAGGAAGAAAUCAAGGAGAGAUUGAAGAAUCAGGAACGACCCAUCGCAGUUGGGCACUAA
Messenger RNA from Rhinocladiella mackenziei CBS 650.93, 1707 nucleotides. RefSeq lists its product as uncharacterized. Gene Ontology annotation, cellular component: membrane. Gene Ontology annotation, molecular function: myo-inositol:proton symporter activity. Bases 1 to 1707 code for a protein of 568 amino acids. NCBI's taxonomy places the organism in Eukaryota, Fungi, Ascomycota, Eurotiomycetes, Chaetothyriales, Herpotrichiellaceae. Gene Ontology annotation, biological process: transmembrane transport. The transcript is spliced from 3 exons. The record is from RefSeq and is a predicted model, not a curated record.